Molecule: messenger RNA, 2577 nt
Organism: Misgurnus anguillicaudatus (oriental weatherfish)
Lineage: Eukaryota; Metazoa; Chordata; Actinopteri; Cypriniformes; Cobitidae
Gene: g6pc3
Product: glucose-6-phosphatase catalytic subunit 3
Biological process (GO): glucose 6-phosphate metabolic process; gluconeogenesis
Cellular component (GO): membrane
Molecular function (GO): glucose-6-phosphatase activity
Source: RefSeq, a predicted model, not a curated record
UGUUUGUCCCACUGCUGUAUCCGUAGUAGUAACGCACCGGUUGGCGAAACCGAAGCUGAUGAUGCCCUGUCGCUACAGGAGCAUCUGUGCUGGUUAUUUUAGGCCAGUUUUACAAAUGUAAUUUUACAGUUGUCAUUCAUCAUUUAUUAACUGUUCAUCUCGUUUUUUCCGAGUCCCGAUUUCACAGUUUAAACUUAAAAUUUAAGUUGCUAAAGGUUGUUUACUAUGUAAGCAAGGAAGUAGUCAUAAUCAAAUGACUAACCUAGAGUUUAUUUCCUGGUAGCUAGUAUUUAUGCACACGGGAUCUUAACACUUAGUUUAGGUUUUAUCUUUAUUAGUCCGUCAAACAUAGUCUAUAGAGCCCAUUCAUCCUCUGGAAAUGGAGAUCAUAUACAGACAAGGCGUUUGGAUGGCAGAGGCUCUUCAGCAGAGAACAAGAAGUUAUGAAGAUUUCUGGCUCGUUACUUCUCAUAUGGGAGACCCAAAAGCUGCAGUGCUUCUGGUCUUUCCACUCGCGUUUUAUGUACAUCGACGAACUGGCAUCGCAGUCCUCUGGGUAGCAGCUUUAUCUGAGUGGCUUAACUUAGUACUCAAAUGGAUCCUGUUUGGGGAGAGGCCCUAUUGGUGGAUAAGAGAAUCUGGAUUGUUUUCUGACAACCUACCAAAGGUCCACCAGUUCCAAUCCACUUGUGAAACUGGCCCAGGCAGUCCUUCAGGUCAUGCUAUGGUCACUAGUGCUGUCUGGUGGGUGAUCAUCUCUUCUCUGGCAUCAUUCUUUUAUACUCGCACACGCAGUAAGACAUUAGCUGCUGUGCCGUACCUGUUCUAUGUGGUUUUGUUGGGAUGUGUAGGUCUUUCCCGAAUAUUCAUCUUGGCUCACUUCCCUCACCAAGUCAUUGCAGGUCUUCUGACAGGAACAAUGCUGGGAGUCUGUCUGAACCGAUCUGUGCCUGAAGGACGCCCUCUGUUGUUCUUCUUACGCUACAGCAUGAUGCUACUCUUCGGUGCUCUUCUAAUGCACACUGCUCUGCAAAGGACUGGAAUUGAUCUGUCUUGGUCCAUUUCACUGGCUAAAAGGUGGUGUUCUCACCCAGAAUGGGUUCGCAUGGAUACAGCACCCUUCUCCUCUUUGACCCGUGAUGCUGGAGUUUUGUUAGGUCUGGGACUUGCACAGUUUUGGAAGCCUGGCGGUUGGCCUCUUCCCUGGGUACCCAGGACUCUUUGUCUGGCCCUUUCAUCCAUGGCACUCCACUACAUCAGCAGUUUCCAGCUGCCCACAGUUUCUCCUCUGCUCUUCUACUCUCUGUUCUUUCUUAAAUACACUGUUGUGCCACAGGUAGUCAUGGUGUUCAUACCAGGAUUUGUGCAUCUCCUUACAGCCAAACCCAAGAGAGACUGAAAGGGAACAUUUUGAAGUAUACCCCAGACAGGACACUUCUGUCGUCUUUAAACCAGCCACAUAAAGUCCCAAAAACAACCCAGCAGUUUGAACGCAAUCUAAUUUGUGUGGUUACAUUAAAAAAAAAAAAUUUACAAUAAAGUUGUAUUUGUUACCAUUAGUGAAUGCAUUAGGAAACAAUGAACAAUACUUCUACAGCAUUUAUUAAUUUUGGUUUAUUUACUAAUAUUUAAAAAAGCACAAUGAGCAAACAUGAGUAGGCAUUAAGUAACAUUAACAAAGAUUCCCAAAUGCUGAAUUGUUCAUUGUUAGUUCCUGUUAGCUAAUGCAGCUUAUUGUUAAGUGUUACUCUCUUAACUUUAUUUAUGCAGAAAUGCACAUGAAUUACAGCAGGGCUAUCUGGUGGGCCUAUGUUUAGCGUGCGUCCCAAACAGUGUUUCUGGAGAUGUGUAUAUAUUUUUUGAUGGAUCAAAAUACUGUUCUGCUUUAACUGCAUCCUCCAUUUAGUUAUUUUUUUGAAACUGCCUUAUUUAAACGAAAAUUGUGUGUUUUCUUUAGCAGCAGUAAUAUUUAUCUUGCCUGACAUUUCUCCCAGUAUUUGCUAAUUCAUUGUUGAAGUGUUCGGAGGAGUUUCCAGGCACGUUUCUAUGGAAAUUACUGCCUCAGGUGUACAGUAUACAUGUUGGGAGCCGUAUGUCAGUGCAAGUCAAUUGGAUUUUCUUGUCUUUGUCUGCCAGCUACAAAUCGCAUAGAAACUUAAUAAUACACCUCAAAGAGGUUUGUUUAAAGGGACACUCCACUUUUUUGAAAAUAUGCUCAUUUUCCAGCUCCUAUAGGGUUAAAUAUUUGAUUUUUACGGUUUUGGAAUCCAUUCAGCCGAUCUCUAGGUAUGGCGGUACCAUUUUUAGCAUAGCUUAGCAUAAUCCAUUGAAUCUGAUUAGACCAUUAGCAUCACGCUCAUAAAUAACCAAAGAGUUUCUAUAUUUUUCCUAUUUAAAACUUGACUCUUUUGUAGUUACAUUGUGUACUAAGAAUGAGAAUAUAGUUCCUAGCCAUAUCUGUCUAGAAAAUUGCAACUUUUAAUUUUCUGUCGGUCUUAGUACAUGAUGUUACUACAGAAGAGUCAAGUUUUAAAUAGGAAAAAUAUCUAAACUCUUUGGUUAUUUUGUAGGGCGUUG